GUGACCUUACCCAUUUGACCUUUUGUAAACUUUUGGAACGCUCAUGCGCAAUGUUCAAUGUUUCGGCACAGAGUUGAAGGUAAGAAUCCACCGCACUUUUCUUCCCUUUUUAUUUCAUCCACAUCAAUGCAAUUCCACUUUGACAAACAAUGGCAAGUAUUGCAAUUGUACAAAGGGAUGUUUCCCAACUCUUGACAGAGCUACGAAUGAACCGUCAUUUAGUUCCAAGUGAUUUGAAAGUUUAGCAGGACUAACUUUGAAGAAUUGAAAGAAUUUCUCAUUUGUUUAAGGUGACGUCAUGUUUAUAGACUUCGUCAAUGCGAGUCAACCCGAAAGUAUUUCCCGUUAUGUGAUUGGCCAAAGUCACUGUCAAUCAUCUCAUUGCCGUGAAAAGGAUGACGCCCACUCUACUCAAUUCAUUUCGUUAACUUGCUGUGCGCAAUCCUCCGAAUAUGACAUUAUGAAUUAGUGCCGCGAGGCUAAACAAAAUGGGUGAUUAAAUAAGUACAAUUUUUUUUUCUUCCGUAAAUUACCUGCUUGCGUUUUGCUUCCGGGUACGUGUGACCCCGCCCUUUUUUACAGGUACUCUUGUUGUUAUCCUUUCACGAUCCACCGGGACCGGUCGUCAAAGUCGAACAGCAGGUCCUACCGCUAAUGCUUUUUGCGUGUCGUCUCGUCCCUUCCAUCCGUCCCGUGGACACCGUAAAGGCCCGCCGACGAGAUGGACAAGUGGAAUUCCGCCAUCUCCGUCACGUACAAGCGCUGGAGAAAUCCCGAUCAGAGUAUGGAGGCAAAGCAUGUGGAUGACACUGCCGAAUCCUCAGGUUCCAUCAAGGAUGAGGGCUGUGUGACCAUUGGAGGUUUGACCCUCGGGCGCAGAAAGUCAGCGUGCGCAUCCGUGGUUCCUCCCAAACAAGAAACCUUCACUCUGGAUGAGGCGCUGGACGCUCUGGGCUUUGGGAUGUUCCAGUGGAAAUUGUUAUUUCUCACCGGCUUCUCCUGGGUGGCCGACGCCAUGGAGAUGAUGAUCCUCAGCAUCCUGGGCCCGCAGCUGCACUGCGACUGGAGCUUGGAAGGCUACAAAGUGGCGCUCAUAACCUCGGUGGUGUUUGCCGGAAUGGGCUUCAGCUCAUCCUUCUGGGGCAACUUGUCGGACAAGCACGGCAGGAAAAAGGGGCUGACCAUGUGCAUGGCUUGGACUUUUUACUACAGCGUCUUGAGCGCCCUGGCGCCGAAUUUCUAUUGGCUCUUGCUGCUGCGAGGCUUGGUGGGCGUAGGCAUCGGAGGAGCCCAUCAAUCGCUGACGCUGUACUCUGAAUUCAUCCCGUCCAAGGCGAGGGGCUUGUCGGUGGUCCUGAUGGCGGCCUUCUGGACCGUGGGCGUGGUGCUGGAGGUGCUGCUGGCCUUGUGGGUCAUGCCGGGCUUGGGCUGGCGCUGGCUGGUGGGCCUGUCCGCCGUGCCGAUGGCCAUCUUUCUCGGCUUCUGCUUGUGGCUGCCCGAGAGUCCUCGCUUCGACCUGCUGAACGGAAACGUAACCAAAGUGAUGGCCACGCUGGAACGCAUCGCCAAGGACAACGGCAAGGCCCUACCUCCGGGGAGGAUGGUCUGCAACCUGGCGCCAAGCAGCCGCGGGCGUCUUUCGGAGCUUUUCACGCAACGCUACUGCAGAACCAUGCUGCUCCUCUUGUUCAUCUGGUUCUCCUUCGCUUUCUCUUAUUACGGAAUCAUCCUGCUGACGACGGAGAUGUUCCAAUCUGGAGAUUGGUGCGGGGUCACCCAGGGGGCCAAAAAUGAAGCUGGCUGUCGUCUGGGAUGCAAAUUGCUCACAUCGGAGGACUACAAAGACCUGCUGUGGACCACCUUGGCUGAAUUUCCAGGCCUGGUUGUGGUUCUGGGCACAGUGGACUGUCUGGGCAGGAAAAAAAGCAUGGCCCUGCCCCUCUUCAUCUUCACCUUGAGCCUUUUGCCCUUGUACGCGUGUAUCGGCAGGGUGGCGCUCACCGUUUUCAUUUUCAUCGGGAGAGCCUUCAUCUCGGGUGGAUACCAAGUGGCUUUUGUGUACACGCCAGAGGUCUUCCCCACCGAGACCAGAGCGUUGGCCGUUGGCACCUGUAGCGCCAUGGCCAGGGUGGGCGCCCUCAUUACACCCUUUGUGGCACAGGUGCUGCUCCGACAUUCCGUGUCCUUGACGCUGGCCGUGUAUUGCCUGUGCUCUUUCCUGGCCGGCGUCCUGUGCCUGCUGCUGCCCAUCGAGACGUCGGGAAGGGCCCUGCAGGAGUCGGAGCGCACCCCCACGCUAAGCGCUGCUAAAAGGCUUACCUGAAAGUCGGCGAAGGGGAGGAGCCAAGACGCGUGGGAGUGGUUUUGCACAGUUACAUUCAUUCCCGCAGACACCCGCGUUUAUUUCUCAAAUGUCAAUUGAAGCCCAUUGACACCAAAACUUUGCUCUUGACACACUUUCUCGAUGUUUCCAAGCGUGAAAAUGUGCAAGUAAAUGACGCGCCUGCUCAAAAAGGUUCGUAACUGCCUGUAGCUGACACAAGAGGGCGCCAAAGCACAUUUUAUUAUCCAAAAGUGACUGCCCGCCCAAAUAAAGCUUUUCUCUUCGUUUCAACAAGAUGCCACCAGGUGGCGCCAAAGCAAGAUUUCCUUUAGCUUUGACCAGAGCGCGUGGGUGGCUAGAUACGAUUUAAAGUGCCUUUGAAUAACGUGAAAUAAAGUUUAGAAGUGUUUAUGAA
Molecule: messenger RNA, 2738 nt
Organism: Syngnathus typhle (broad-nosed pipefish)
Lineage: Eukaryota; Metazoa; Chordata; Actinopteri; Syngnathiformes; Syngnathidae
Gene: svopb
Product: SV2 related protein b
Exons: 16
Coding region: 722-2323 (533 amino acids)
Biological process (GO): transmembrane transport
Cellular component (GO): membrane
Molecular function (GO): transmembrane transporter activity
Source: RefSeq, a predicted model, not a curated record